AAAUCGAUAUUGAACUCACGUCGUAAAAGAAGUGUGUUAGUUUCAUGCGAUCUUUGAUUUGUUGUCGUAAACACACGUGCGUCUGUAUGUAACGUUGUAUUGUGUUUUGAAUUUGUGCGGAAAGGAGCGUGGUUUGGUUUGAUGUCAGCUACUGGGGAAGGCAAUAAGGGGAUAAAACGGAAGAAAGAAAAAAUCAAGAAACUAAAAACAGAACCGAAAACAAGAGAUGAAGUAUUAGUGCAGAAAAAGGCACUUACAUAUUUGAAGCAGUGGCAUCGAGAUCGUGGAAACUGGAAAUUUGAGAAAUUGAAGCAGAUAUGGCUUAUCCAAAACAUGUUAGAUGCAAGCAAGAUUCCAGACAAGAAAUUCAAAAUAUUCCUUCAGUAUAUUGUCCCUAUAAAAGGGAGUGCAAGAAGAUUAGUUGAAGAAAAAGCAUCAGAAAUAAUUUCCGCAAUGGAAAAAAGAAUAGAACUUGAAGAGCAAGGAUUGACUGAAAAUGAAAUAGUAGCACAAAACCCACAAUUGGCUGGUGUGACCCAUACUUCCUAUGAACGUAGCAGACAGAUUCUUCAGUCAUUGCAAGAAGAAUGAUAAUAGUCGAAAUGUGUAAAUACCAUGUAUGUACACUUAAUCUUGGAUGAAAAAUGUCCUUUUUCUUCUGUAUUCUUUUUUUUUUAAUUUGUAACGUGAACAAUGUAUCCUAGUUAAUUUAUUUUACAUUAAUGUGUAACUGUGACACUUCUGAUAUGUAAAUUGUAUCAUAAACUAUAAUAAAUUAUUUUUACAUGAAGAAUAA
Molecule: messenger RNA, 796 nt
Organism: Schistocerca nitens (vagrant locust)
Lineage: Eukaryota; Metazoa; Arthropoda; Insecta; Orthoptera; Acrididae
Exons: 3
Coding region: 142-591 (149 amino acids)
Source: RefSeq, a predicted model, not a curated record